Messenger RNA from Closterium sp. Naga37s-1, 3435 nucleotides. The record is from the annotation of a GenBank genome assembly. Lineage: Eukaryota; Viridiplantae; Streptophyta; Zygnematophyceae; Desmidiales; Closteriaceae.
AUGGCGCGUAACCGGGGCAGUCCCCGUAGCUCCGGGCUUGCGCCACACGGGGAAGGGGAGCAACAGCAGCAGCAGCAACAGCAGCAGCAACAGUGGUCAGACGAAACCUGGCAACAGCAGGCUAACCGCUUAGCGUCCACGUCAGCGUCCGACAGGGCAGGGGACGACAGUGCCAGUGGCAGUGAGAGCGGCGGGGAGGCGCGAAGCAGAGAUGGUUCAGGCAGGCCGCGUGGCCGCACGUCGACCGAUGAGAAAGGAAAGAGAAUAGAAGGUUCUGCCGAUGAUGGGGAUGAGGAUGAGGGUGAAGAUGAACGGGACGGCGGAGGUGCGAGGGCAGGCAGGGAAGCAGCCGGGGGAGGAGGCGGAGGCGGAGGCGGAGGCGGCGCAAGAGGCGGAGUCGGGGCUACUCCGCCUACCUUGCCGUUCGUUUCACCUUCCUCUCUCGCUAGCCAAUCACUCCUUCCUGACAUACCCCCCUUGCGCUCCCUUCUUUACCCUUCUCGACCCCCCCUUCCCCCCACCCCGCUUUCCCCAUCCCCACUCUCGCCCCCUUUCCGCCCGUCCCCGUCCUUUUCCCCCCCCCAUCCUCCGGCGAACCCGCUGCCCGCCCCCCCGCUCGCAGAGGCUCUGGACGAGCUAAGCAUGCAGCUAAUAGCCACGCGCAAUCUUCUCACCAGCGCGGAGGAGGAGCGCGCGCAGCUGGCGGUGGCGGCGUCCGAAACCGCCAAGGAGCGCGACCUGCUGCGGCAACAGUGCGAGGAGCUGCGCACCGCGCUCGAUCAAUCAGGCACCUCCACGUCAUCGUCAGACUCCAGCAAUCCGCCCGGCGGAGGUCCCGGUGGCGUGGCUGCGGCAGCAGCGGCGGCGGCGGCUUCCGCAGGGGGGGGAGUGGGCAGCGGAAGAGCGGCAGGACAAAGCGUGGAAACCCUAGCUGUCGCCGCGCUCUAUAACGAGCGGGAGAGGCUUAUAGAGCGGAUACAGGACCUGGAGAUGCGGUGGGGGCAGUGUCAGGAGGAGCUAGGGCAGUGCCUAGAGGAGAAAGAGCAGCUGCAGAUCGAGGUAGGCGCGGCGGUUGCGCGCGCCAUGGAGGAGCGACAGGAGUGGGUGGAGAGAGUAACCACCGUGGCGCGCGUGGGGAAGGAGGAGAUGCAGCGGCGCGUGGCGAAGCUCCUGGCGCAGCGGGACGAGGCGGAGCGGAGCGCCAGGGCCGCGGAGGGGAAGGUGGCGGGGCUGCUGAACCAGCUCGCGGCGGUGGCGGGCGGAGGGGGAGCGGGGGGAGGCGGAGCGGGGGGAGGGGGAGCGGGAGGGCUGGGGAUGGGCGUGGGGGAAGGGUAUGGCGGGGCGGGCGGGCAGGACGGUGUGUGGGUGGGCGUGGGGGGGAAGGGGUUUGGGCAGCAGCAGCCGCAGCUGACUCGCGCCAGCACGUCGGAUAGAAGACGGAGCCCCUACGGCCGCAGGGACUACACGCGGUGGGACCGCUCCCAGCCGCGAUCGGACGGGUACGUGCGUGGAGCGAGACCGGCUCUCCGACUGCACGCGGCGGGACCUCUACCGAGCCCUUACGGUCGCCACGACUACACGCUGUGGGACCGCGCUUGGACUCUCUCUAAAACAAAACCGCCCUUUCUGUCUGUCCUCCCGUCAUCCCCACCUUCCCGUUCCCCCACGAGCCCCUACGGGCGCCGGGACUACACGAGGUGGGACCGCUCCCGGCCGCGAUCCGACGGGUACGUGGAGCGAGACAGGCUCUCCGACUGCAUCGUCCUCUCCUCCUCCUCCCCCGUCGGCACCGGCGGUGCCAGUGCCUCUUCCCUCCCACUACCCCUACUACGACCGCAGGGAUUACACGCGGAGGGACCCCUCUUGGAAGGAACUCCUAAAAGAAAACCCUCUGCUCCCCCCUCUCUCUUCCCCCCUUUCCCCACACUCCCCUCCACCCCUUAUUCCCCACCCCCCAGGAGCCCCUACGGUCGCCGGGACUACACGAGGUGGGACCGUUCCCGGCCGCGAUCUGACGGGUACGUGGAGCGAGACAGGCUCUCCGACUCCAUCGUCCUCUCCUCUUCCUCCCCCGUGGGCACCGGCGGUGCCGCCAGUGCCUCGUCCCACUACCCCUACUACGACCGUUCCCGCUUCCGCGAGGGGCGCGCCCGAAGCCACCACGGUCGCCGGCAGGUUUCCGAUGGAGCUUCAUCACUCGACGAUUCGUCCUCCACAGGGAAAGGCGCUCUUUCCGCUCCUCCCCCGUCGACCUCUGCUGCUGCCGCCGCUGCUGCGGCUGCUGCUGGUGCUGGUGCCGCUGCUGGUUCCUCCCCUGUUACGCCGUCUUUCGCUAGCUCGAUUUUCUCCUCGCUGUUUGGGUGGGGGGGGUCGAGCCUCUCACCUCCGUCAAGUCAGCAGCAGCAGAAGCAGCAGCAGGGGGGGGUGGGAGCAGCGGUGGGUGGGGGGGUGGGCAUGGGAGGGGGAGGCGCGGGAGGUGGGCAUAAAGUGGUGGGGGUUGCCGAGAGUGCACCUGGGAGUGUGUAUGAUGACCGCUCGUCUACUACCUAUGGGAGUAGCAUGCGGAGAUACAGCAGCGGUGCUUCCGCCAGUGGGUCGGUGAGAGGACGCGGAGGGUACGGGUAUGGUGGCGGCAGCGGCGGGGGGAUGGAUGGAGGAGCAGGGUAUAACGAUCAAGGGUAUGGGCUGAGAGGAGUGGGAGUGGGAGGGGGAGGGGGAGGAGGAGGGGGAGGGGGAGGAGGGGAUGGAGGGGGGCCGUACUGUCGAGUGAUGGUGCCAGCGGCAGCGGUGGCAGCAGCAGCGGGGCUGCCUGGGUGGUCAGCGGGAGGGAGGGACGGGGAGAUUAGACCUGUUCCAGAGGGAAACGUGGAGGGCCAGGAUUGGCUGUCGGAUCAAUCGGGCGGCACGACUAUGGAUGAGGUUGAUGAGGUGCUGAGACAGAUGGGGAUUUCUCCGGAUGAUACUGUGUGGAACGGAGGGGAGGGGGAUGCGGGCGGGGGGAGGGAGAGGGGAGGGGAGGGGGGGUUGUCGCGGUAUGGAGAUAGAGUGAGGGACAAGGUGAGGGAACGGGCGAGAGCGGGGGGUGCGAGGGAGGGGAGGGAGAGCGAGGGGGAUUGGGGGAGGUUGAGUGUGGGAGGCGGGGGUGUAACAGGAGGAGGAAGCAUUGCGUCAGGAAUGGGAGGAGGGGGAGCAGCAGGGGGGCUGGGGGUGGGGAGCGAAGGGAGAGGCGGCGAGGAUGGGUACAGUGAGGUGGACGGGGGUGUUGGUGGUGCGGCCUCGAGUGCACUAACCGCGGCGGCGAGUGCUGGGUCGAGAACAGCGUUGAGAAGGCUAGCAGCAAAGAGGGGGCAGUUGCCGCCCAAGAACAGCCUGUCUCCUGUGUCGCCCAACCAGGUGUUCCAGCAUGCGCGGGACACUGUCAUUUUGUACCAAUGA